AUGUCCAGGGCUCAGACUGGGACUAGUCUGCAGGUCCAGUGGCUCCACCUGCUGGUGUCAGUGACUCCACCUGCUGGUGUCAGUGACUCCACCUGCUGGUGUCUGUGGCUCCACCUGCUGGUGUCUGUGGCUCCACCUGCUGGUGUCUGUGGCUCCACCUGCUGGUGUCAGUGGCUCCACCUGCUGGUGUCAGUGGCUCCACCUGCUGGUGUCAGUGACUCCACCUGCUGGUGUCAGUGGCUCCACCUGCUGGUGUCAGUGGCUCCACCUGCUGGUUGGCUCCACCUGCUGGUGUCAGUGACUCCACCUGCUGGUGUCAGUGGCUCCACCUGCUGGUGUCUGUGGCUCCACCUGCUGGUGUCAGUGACUCCACCUGCUGGUGUCAGUGACUCCACCUGCUGGUGUCAGUGGCUCCACCUGCUGGUGUCAGUGACUCCACCUGCUGGUGUCAGUGGCUCCACCUGCUGGUUGGCUCCAUCUGCUGGUGUCAGUGGCUCCAUCUGCUGGUGUCUGUGGCUCCAUCUGCUGGUGUCAGUGACUCCACCUGCUGGUGUCAGUGACUCCACCUGCUGGUGUCAGUGGCUCCAUCUGCUGGUGUCUGUGGCUCCAUCUGCUGGUGUCAGUGACUCCACCUGCUGGUGUCAGUGGCUCCAUCUGCUGGUGUCUGUGGCUCCAUCUGCUGGUGUCUGUGGCUCCAUCUGCUGGUGUCAGUGA
Messenger RNA from Knipowitschia caucasica, 714 nucleotides. Lineage: Eukaryota; Metazoa; Chordata; Actinopteri; Gobiiformes; Gobiidae. The record is from the annotation of a GenBank genome assembly.